AUGAAACGUGUGGAUAAACCCAUUGCCUACAGGAACUGGUUGGAUGAACCCAUUGCCUACAGGAACUGUGUGGAUAAACCCAUUGCCUACAGGAACUGGAACUGGUUGGAUGAACCCAUUGCCUGCAGGAACCGGGUGGAUGAACCCAUUGCGUGCAGGAACUGGGUGGAUGAACCCAUUGCGUGCAGGAACUGGUUGGAUGAACCCAUUGCCUACAGGAACUGUGUGGAUAAACCCAUUGCCUACAGGAACUGGUUGGAUGAACCCAUUGCCUGCAGGAACCGGGUGGAUGAACCCAUUGCGUGCAGGAACUGGGUGGAUGAACCCAUUGCGUGCAGGAACUGGGUGGAUGAACCCAUUGCCUGCAUGAACUGGGUGGAUGAACCCAUUGCCUACAUGAAAUGGGUGGAUGAACCCAUUGCCAGCAUGAACUGGGUGGAUGAACCCAUUGCCUACAGGAACUGGGUGGAUGAACCCAUUGCGUGCAGGAACUGGGUGGAUGAACCCAUUGCCUGCAUGAACUGGGUGGAUGAACCCAUUGCCUACAUGAAAUGGGUGGAUGAACCCAUUGCCCGCAUGAACUGGGUAGAUGAACCCAUUGCCUGCAGGAACUGGGUGGAUGAACCCAUUGCCAGCAUGAACUGGGUAGAUGAACCCAUUGCCUGCAGGAACUGGGCGGAUGAACCCAUUGCCUGCAGGAAUCAGAUCGAUCCUGUAUUAUUAUAA
Molecule: messenger RNA, 726 nt
Organism: Strongylocentrotus purpuratus (purple sea urchin)
Lineage: Eukaryota; Metazoa; Echinodermata; Echinoidea; Camarodonta; Strongylocentrotidae
Product: snake venom metalloprotease inhibitor 02A10-like
Exons: 2
Coding region: 1-726 (241 amino acids)
Source: RefSeq, a predicted model, not a curated record